This is a messenger RNA of Corythoichthys intestinalis (scribbled pipefish), 8354 nucleotides long. It is a transcript of the gene eif4g3a, whose product is annotated as eukaryotic translation initiation factor 4 gamma, 3a. Gene Ontology annotation, cellular component: eukaryotic translation initiation factor 4F complex. The transcript has 30 exons. The record is from RefSeq and is a predicted model, not a curated record. Bases 2928 to 7694 code for a protein of 1588 amino acids. Gene Ontology annotation, molecular function: mRNA binding; protein binding; translation initiation factor activity. Lineage: Eukaryota; Metazoa; Chordata; Actinopteri; Syngnathiformes; Syngnathidae.
AGACAUUUUUGAGGAUUACAGAAUUUAGAGAAAAAAAAAAGUUAAUCAUGUGCCAGUCCGGAUUUGUCCGCUGGUCCUUGAUUUUGACACAUGUGACCUAUCAUCUAACAGGUUAAUGUCUGUGAGUGUGCGUGUGUUUUAGUUUUACUGUUUUUUUCUUUUUAUGUGUGUAUGUUUGUGUCUUUGAAUACAUGUCUGUUUGCGACUGUGCGGUGUGACUGCAGGUGUUUGUCUCUUUUUGUGUGUCUUUGUAUGCUCAAUUGCAUCAUGUUUCGACAAGCCAAUAAAUUGUGACUGUACCCGAUAAGCGUUUUCCACUCACCCUCCCACUCGACGUUCAUUGCGAGGCUCGUAUUUUGGUCUGAGUGGUGAAAAUGAUUGGGUGCUUUCCCGCGUGUGCGUGUUGUGUGCACGUGUCUGCAGUCUCACCAGUGCAAUUGGCUUUUCUCUCUUUCCUGCUCUCAAGGGAGGAUUCAGGCCCAUCCAGGUAACACAUUUGCACCGGCAGACCUGCAUGGCAUGAUGAUGAUGACGAUGAGGGUCAUCCCAAAAGGCUCUUCUGUCCCCUCCUACCAUUCACAUGACGGACCUCGGGUGUCGACUUUUGUCUUUGUAGAGAGAGCAGGGGAGGGGAACCUUUUAAUCUAAAGUCUCUAAAAUGUCACACCAAAUUUAAUAACAAAUCCUGCUGCAGCAAUCAAACUUAUUAUGUAUAAACUUUUGUUUAUUGCCCACUGUUUGUUGGUUCCCCGCCCUUAGCAGAAACACUGACUUUUGUCCUUUGAUUAUUUUCCAUUUUUUUCUUUCUGUAUGACUAAUAUCCUAACCAGCUUGCACGCAAACAGCAUGCAGCAUUAAUGUGUGACAUACGUUUUACUAACAUUUCAUUCUUUUUCCUCAAAUACUCAGACUAUGUGUAGAGACCCCCGUCCCCUGAUGUACUGUUGCAUUUCCAGGAGGUUUAUUUUAGGUCCACCUCACAAGACAAUCUGUUGUCUUAAUCUUUUCUCUGAUACACUUCCCAGAUAUCCACUGCGCAGUUUACGAGAAAAGUAAUUGAACUUGAUUUAUUAUGUGAAUGUAGUAGAGCUUUUCUACUUCAACCUUUAUCAACUAAUUUAAUCCUUUCUAAUGGCUAAGUAUUAAUCAGAUUUAAGACAGUCAAUGAACUUUUCUUUGAGAAUGCUCAUCUUUCAGUGCCAUUGACAGCACUAGAUGUCCAAUCCAUUUUGACUGGGAGCCCCCCCAGUCAAAAUGGACUCUUUCCGUCAAUGGCAGCAAAUGAGUUAAAUUGCCUUAGAAAAAUUACUUUUGAAGUUCAUUUUCCUUGCAUUAAUCCCCAAAUUAGUGGAAGCUUUAUAAAUGUGUCAUAUCUCAACUGGUUUAAAUCAUUCCAAUUUAACUCAUUCACUGCCAUUGAAAGUGAUGACAUUGAAUGAUCACAUUACAGUGAUAUUGGCAAUCGCAGCCAAUGAGUUAAUUUAUGAAAAACAUUAAAGGUGUUAGAGAGGUAAUACUGAGCAUUUUCCCUUGUUUCAGUGUUUUAAGUGGUCAUUUGAAAAGGGUACUGCUGUCAAUGUAAAAAAAAUAUGUUUUAUAGGUUUAAAAUUGUUUUAGAGCAAGCUGGUUCAUCUGUUGUCAUCAAUGGCAGCUAAUGAGUUAAGGAUAAUAAAAUAUAAUAAAAACUCCAGUUAAAAGAAUACUGUUUUUGAAGAAUUCCAUACAUUUGUUGAUUUUUUUAAAAAAUGAAUGUUUAAAGGACCUUUAGCUACUUAUUCAGUUUUUGCAAAUUACCACAAUCUCCAUUUCCUAGAUUUCUAAUUCAUCAUGUGACAGUUAUAGAUAUGUCAAGUUUUCUCCCUUUGUUUUGGGGCUAUUUUUGGCUCCAUUCUUCGCGGCCAACAAAUUCCUGCAGAUUCAGUAGCCAGACAUUGAUCUGUUUAUCCUGUAUUUUACAGUACAUUCUUGAUCACUUCCGCAUGAAAUUGGUUAGUCAUACACAAGUCUCAAGGACUUUGCCCGAAAUUGAACAGGCGCUCAGGCAUUUUAGUUUGAAUCACACAAUUGAGGCCAAUUCUUGAACUUGUACUUUAACUCCAUCUAGGGAGGUAAAGCAAUGAAAACAAAUCCAAGACAGAUGGAUGAAUGACUAAGAUAAAAUUGUCUAUGCCAUGUAAUGAGGACAGAACAUAGUUUCAAAGUCAGACGAUCAUUUUGAGGAUUCGUCGUUAAAAAUGGGAAGAGCUAUUUUAAAGAAAAAUAGACAUUUAAAAAUGGUACGAGGCAGCUUAUCAUUUCCUGUCUCGAAAACUCAAGAUCCUUUCAUAUGGAUCAAUGUCAUUGUCAGCAGUCAAAACAUAUAUUUUUGAUCAGUUCAAUCUGUUUUGUUGCAGUUUUGUGCUGCCAGCUAUAUUUUUUCUCAACAAUCACUCAUGCUGACUUAAAUCACUAAACCAAUCAGGCAGGCAGCUUGAAGAAGCCGUUCGACAGUGUACGAUGUAAAUUCUGAGUUGUGGCUUUCAUGAAAUGUAAGCACUCCAGGUCAUAUAGCUUAUUUGAAAAAUGGAUGCAGAUUUUUUUUUUUUACCUCUCCAUUAUGACACAAUUAUUGAAUAAAAGUAAGGGAAAGUGUGAAAUGGGCUUUCUUACCAUGAGCUGGAUGUAUUUCGAACCAAAAAUAAAUAAUGCAAUGCUGAUUACUUGGCGGUUUCACAAAGAACAGAGCUUUCUGUGAUGUCACAAUAGGAACCUUCUGUGUUUGCUCCCAUCAUGACAGAUGCAAACUACUGUCUUCAAACAACAAUUGUUAUUUUGUCUAAUUUUUGAUGGCGAGCGGCUGCUUAUCCUUUAGAGAGUAUGUCCAGUGGAAAGCUUAGUUUUUUAACUUAUGCCAAGCUUAAAAGCUCAAGUUUUUCCAGAGGACUCAGAUGCAGACUGCAAGGCCCACCAUCCCCACGAACACCCCCACCAUACGACCCGGAUCCCAGGCUCCAACGGCAGCCGUCUACCCCACUAAUCAAGCCAUCAUGAUGACCAUGGCGCCCAUGCCUUUCCCGUCACCACAGGCUGCACCGUACUACAUCCCACCGUAUCGCCACAGCGCUGCCUAUGUGGCGCCUCCUCAGCAGUAUUCUGUCCAGCCCCCAGGGUCAGGUACCUUCUAUCCAGGUCCAGGACCAGGGGAAUACCCGUCCCCGUACCAUCCCCUCAGGUACCACCCACCUGUGUCACCCUCAGUUCCUGCCCCCGUUCCCACAGCUGGCCCGCCCUACUACCCAGGGCAGACCGUGUACUCGGCCUCGCCGCCUAUCAUAGUGCCUACACCACAGCAACCUCCACCAGCCAAGCGCGAGAAGAAAACAUCCUCACAGAUUCGUAUCCGUGACCCCACUCGGGGUGGACGGGACAUCACUGAGGAGAUUAUGGCGGGGGGUUCGGGGAGCAGGAACUCAACGCCCCCCGUCGGCCCGCCUUCCUCUACUCCAACACCCCCUCAGCAGUCGCUGAGCAGCAGGCAGACUCCGGAGCUGCAGUCGCCCUCGCAGUCGCAGCACGCCACUUCUGGAGGCUUUGUGCCAGAACCCUCUGCGCCCUCGCAGCAGCCGCAGCAGGCAACGACAACAGAGGCCCUCGACACCAAACUAGGGCCAGAUGAGACACCAAAAUUGGAGGCGUUUGUGGAAAAGUCUUCCUCACCUGUGCUGCUGCAGCCGGAAGCUCCCCUAGAAAGACUGGAAGUUGGCCCUCUUGUAGUAGAGAACUCUUCCACUGUUGAACCACAACUUGCUUUUGCUGCCUCAGAGCCAGCCCUAAUGACCCUCCCGACCACGGCCGUCAACAGCGGUGACCGGCCCCCUUCAACUGCUUCAUUCUCUUCUAAGGCACCUUGUAAUACCAAUGCUGACAAACCGAUCUCGGCUGCUCCCUCUCGGAUUCUGACAGUCUCACCUUCACCAGUUCCCAAGGCUGUGAACGGCAUUGCAGAUCCUGACACCGAACUGGAGACUUCGACCCCUGAACCACCUCUGGCGUCCCCAUGCGGAGCACGUCCUCUUGCUUCUUCUCCCGCUUUCCAAGACGCCUCUUCAGAAACCUUACCCUCUGACAUUAGGCCUGAAGUGCCAAUUGCUGCUGAUCUAGCUCCCAUGGCGUCUUUGGCGGUGGUGCCCGUUGCCCUGACGUCAAGCUCUGCCACUGCUUUGCAAGUCAUGCUACCCCCUGGUCUUCCGCCUCUGGUGCAGGCCGCUGCAGAGACCGACGAGCUGAAGCAGCCCCAGGACAGCAAAGAUCUCGUCUCCAGGAUGGGGGGAGAGGAACCUGGAGUCAUUACUGAAGCAGAGUCCCAGCUUAAUUUGUUCACUAGGAAGAGCCCCACUACAGUAAAUCAGGCUACCACUGCUAUACCAAAGACCUGGAGGAAACCAAAUGAAUUGCUCCAUGCCGGAGAUGCACACCAGAAGGAGAACGAGGAAGAGCCUCAGCCUGUAGAUUCGGUUGCUGUGGAACCAAGGCUGCAGUUGGGUCUACCCCUGGCCCCACCAUCAGUCAUCUCCUCUGCCGACAGCCCGGCUCCUACGGGCAGCCCUGAGACCAACAGGAAACUAGCUGUCCCAGAGGAGAAUGGCGAUACUGAACCGGAGCCCUUAAGGAAUGGCGCUGGCCACAUGUCAGAGACAGAGAGUAGUGACAGCGGCGUUUCGCCAGGGGAAAAGGACAGUUCCACCGGGGCCUCGCAGGACAUAGAGGACCUGUCUGAUCCCAGCAAGAAACGACAAUACGACAGGGGCUUCCUGUUGCGUUUCCAGUUCAUGCCCGCCUGCAUACAAAAACCCGAGGGUCUCCCACCUAUCAGCGAUGUGGUGCUCGACAAGAUGAAUCAAAACAAGUUGCCUUCUCGAGUUGUGGAUCCUAGGGUGAUUUCCAGGGGACCUGAUUUCACACCGUCUUUCGCCGACUUUGGUAGACAGAUGAGUGGUGCACGAGGCACUAUGCUCAUGAACAUGGGCACGCGGCGGCCUCCUCCCAGGAAGAUCAUCAUGAACGUGUCGGUGAACGACGAAGUUAAACUGCAGAAAGCAGAGAACGCAUGGAAGCCUGGCGCUAAGCGGGAGUGUGUGGAUGAGGACCCUGAGACGCUCAGAACACAGGAGCUCUUCAGGAAAGUGCGCAGCAUCCUGAACAAGCUUACACCUCAGAAGUUCGGCCAGCUGAUGAAGCAGGUAACGGACCUCACCAUCGACACGGAAGAGCGACUCAAGGGGGUGAUCGACCUGGUUUUCGAGAAGGCCAUCGACGAGCCGAGCUUCUCUGUGGCCUACGGGAACAUGUGCCGUUGCCUCGCUGAGCUCAGAGUGCAAAUAGCUGACAAGCCCAACAACACGGUCAACUUUCGCAAACUGUUACUACACCGCUGCCAGAAGGAGUUCGAGAAGGACAAAGUGGACGACGUGGUGUUUGAGAAGAAGCAGAAGGAGCUGGACUCUGCUGAUUCAUCCACGGAGCGUGAGCGGUUGCAGGAAGAGCUAGAAGAGGCGAAAGACAAGGCGCGGCGGCGAUCCAUCGGCAACAUUAAGUUCAUCGGUGAGCUCUUCAAGCUCAAGAUGCUGACGGAGGCCAUCAUGCACGACUGUGUCAUCAAGCUGCUGAAGAACCAUGAUGAAGAGUCUCUGGAGUGCCUUUGCAGGCUUCUCACCACCAUCGGCAAAGACCUUGACUUUGAAAAGGCAAAGCCUCGAACGGAUCAGUACUUCAAUCAGAUGGAAAAAAUCGUGAAAGAGAGGAAAACGUCGUCUCGGAUACGCUUUAUGUUGCAGGAUGUCAUUGAACUGAGAAUGCACAACUGGGUGUCCAGACGAGCUGACCAGGGGCCCAAAACCAUUGAACAGAUCCACAAGGAGGCCAAAAUUGAAGAGCAGGAAGAGCAAAGAAAGGUGCACCAGCAGCUGCUCUCCAAGGAAAACAAGAGACGAGAUCUACGAGAACAGAGAGAGCCACGCAUGCCCAGAGAAGAGACCUGGAAUAAUAGUGUGCCCAUGACCAAGAGCAGCAGGACCAUCGAUCCUAAUAAGAUCCCAAAGAUCUCGAAGCCUCAGAUGGAUGAGAAAAUCCAGCUUGGCCCAAGGGCUCAAGUCACGUGGGUGAAGGGUAGCAGCGGCGGAGCCAAAGCCAGCGAUUCAGAAGUAUCGCGGAGCGCCAGCAACCUCAACCACUACUCAGCCCUGCAGUCAACACUCUCGUCUCAACAAGCCUCGUCGAGUUCUCAACAAAAUCCGGACUUCAACUCUAGGAGAACUCUCGGAAGCUCUCGUAGCAGCACAGUGCGAGAGCGUAGCGAGAAGCCACAGGUCCAUACGGUGCCAUCGUUGUCCUCGUCGCUGAGGCCCACGUCGUUUAACAGGAGCGACAGUUCAAAGGAGCUGCGAGACAGCCAACCCCCGGAGGAGACGCGGAGGGAGCGGGAAACUGAAGCGGCUGAGCCCCGCAGAUUGAGCGUUACGGAGGACAAGUCAGAGGUGGAACCAGAGCGUAGUAGGACUAGAGAACCCGUUAAACCUGAGCCAGUGGCACCAACGCCAGAGAGGCUGGUCCUGUCUGAGGAGGACAUGGAGAGGAAGUCCAAGGCCAUCAUUGAUGAGUUCCUCCACAUUAAUGAUUAUAAGGAGGCUGUUCAAUGUGUGAACGAACUGGUUUCGUCCUCUCUGCUGCAAACCUUUGUGCGCGUCGGAGUGGAGUCCACGCUGGAGCGCAGUCAGAUUACGAGGGAACACAUGGGGCUGCUCUUCUUCCAGCUGGUCCAGCAGGGAGUCCUGCCAAAAGACCAGUUUUACAAAGGGUUCGCCGACAUCCUGGAACAGGCGGACGACAUGGCCAUCGACAUUCCUCAUAUCUGGCUGUACCUGGCCCAGCUGCUAACCCCCGUGUUGAAGGACGGAGGCUUCUCUAUGAGAGAGCUCUUCAGUGAAUUAAGCAAACCUCUUCUCGCUGUGGGAAGAGCAGGAAUCCUAAUAUCUGAAAUACUGCACAUACUAUGCAAACAAAUGAGCCAUAGAGCUGUGGGAUCUCUGUGGAGGGAAUCAAACCUCAGUUGGCCUGACUUCCUGCCAGAGGGAGAGGACGUCCACGCCUUUAUCUCAAAACAGAAGUUGGAGUUCACCAUGUCGGACGCCACCUCCGGAGCAGCUCGGUCCAAAAAGACGCUUUCACCCGAGGAGCUAAGCCAGCAACUGGAGAGGCUCCUGUUGGAGGACAUGGCCAGUGAUGAGCAGAUCUUUGACUGGGUGGAGGCAAACCUGGACGAACCUCAAAUGAGCUCUUCACCUUUCUUAAGGGCGUUGAUGACGGCGGUGUGCAAAGCAGCAGUGAAAGACAUCGGCAGCAAUUGUCGGGUAGACACGGCCAUCAUCAAAAGGAGGCUUCCCGUAUUACUCAAGUACCUUAACUCAGACACUGAGCGACAGCUACAAGCACUUUAUGCACUACAGACGCUGAUAGUCUCCCUCGAUCAGCCUCCCAACCUCCUGCGGAUGUUUUUCGACUGCCUCUAUGACGAGGACGUUAUCUCGGAGGACGCGUUCAACAAGUGGGAGAUCAGCAAAGACCCAGCGGAGCAGAACGGCAAAGGCGUGGCCCUCAAGUCGGUGACUGCCUUCUUCACGUGGCUACGGGAAGCCGAAGAGGAGUCCGAGGACAAUUGACACCCAAGCUCAACAAAACCUCGGACACGAACGACCUGUUCACGUUCGCUGGAAUUCCUUUUUCUGCGGUACGGUUCAAAAACAUGCCGCCAUUUUCAGUUUGGAUUCCGACGGCGAAGCACUAAAUACUUGUAUUAUACAUAGAAAAUAUUUUUGUUUUAAAUUUUAACUUUUUUGUUACUUUUUAAGAAGAGACUUAAAAAAGAAGCAUAGGUUCUGGACACUUUAAUUUAUUAUUUUUUUAAGGACUGCAAAUAUGGACUCAAGAAUCUGAAGACAGAAAUAACAAUAUAAUUAAUAAUAAUAACAAAAUAAUCAUUUUGACAAAGGAAUAGAAUGGCUUCCCAGGAUUCUACACUGUUUGGUUUAAAACAGGGUAGCACAAAAUCAUUGGAGGAUGAAAGGGAAGCCAAGUUUGUGGUCAAAAUAAUGCAAAAAGUCUCCCUAGGCCUCUGCUUUUGCUGCUCUUGCCAAUACGUCGCGUUCACUGAGCGAUGGGAAACGGACAAGUGCUGACGAACAAAGUGGAAGCGGAACCUACAAAAUGCCAGGAGGGAGGACAGCGCUCAUGAGAAAAAUGCUUGUAAUACUUAAGCCCUACACGGCCCAUGAAAUGCUUGUAAAUACAUUAAAGAUGGAGAAAAAAUAUCUCAAAACUUG